AUGGCUGGGAAACACUCCGACGACGAGGACGCAUAUCUUUACGGAUCAGAUGAUGAUAAUGAUCAACCAGUUUCCAAAAAACAGAAGAUAACAGAACAGAGCGAUGAGUCCCAAGAAAAAUCAUCGAAGACAAAGCAAAGUGAAGCAGAAGCGAAGGAUGGCGAAGAGAAUAACAGUGAUGAAGAUGAAGACAAUGAUUCUGAAGAAGAAUCUGAUUCAGAUGAUGACAUAGAGUUUGUCAUAGGUGAAAGCGCACCAAAAAGUGGACAGACAAUAACGACAUCAGGACCUCAAAAUGAUACAAUUGACGCUGUUACUGAUAUAGAUGGUGGCGAUAAGAAUGCUACAACUACAAUUGUUUCUAAUCAAGCAGACAAAGGAUCUAGUAUUGAUAUAAAUUCUGUGGCACAAUUGGAUGGUAAACCUCUCACACAAGUAGAUUUAGAGAAACUUAAAGAUAAACCAUGGAGGUUUCCGGGGGCAGAUAUAUCAGAUUAUUUUAAUUACGGAUUUGAUGAAUUUACAUGGACAGCAUACUGUUGCAAACAGGAUAAAUUAAGAGGCGAAUUUAAUCCACAAAAAUUGAUGGCGCAAUUAAUGAGUGGUGGUGCUGGGCCACCACCUAUGCCACCUAACAAGAAUGGCUCUAAUAAUACCCCUUCAAAUAAACCUAACAGUAUGCUGCCUCCAAUGGGUAUGCCUCCGAUGGGUAUGAUGCCACCAGGUAUGCCAAUGAUGCCAGGAAUGCCAGGAAUGCCUAACAUGCCAAACAUGCCAAACAUGCCAAACAUGCCAGGAAUGCCUAACAUGCCUAACAUGCCAAACAUGCCUAACAUGCCUAAUAUGCCUAAUAUGCCUAACAUGCCAAACAUGUCCAAUAUGCCAAAUAUGCCAAAUUUCAUGAAUAAUAAUAGGCCCGGUCAAGUACCGAAUUUUGGAAUACCUCCACCACCACCCCCUCAAAAUAGACGUUAG
Messenger RNA from Debaryomyces fabryi, 975 nucleotides. Its product is annotated as cleavage polyadenylation factor subunit. The record is from RefSeq and is a predicted model, not a curated record. Bases 1 to 975 code for a protein of 324 amino acids. Gene Ontology annotation, cellular component: mRNA cleavage and polyadenylation specificity factor complex. NCBI's taxonomy places the organism in Eukaryota, Fungi, Ascomycota, Pichiomycetes, Serinales, Debaryomycetaceae. Gene Ontology annotation, molecular function: RNA binding. The transcript has a single exon.